AUGGCGGAGGGUAAGCCGUACCGGUAUGGUCUGAUCGCGGCGGGGAUGUGUGUGUUGUUAGUCGGUCUGUUCGUUAUGACUCAGGAGCGACCUCACAUCUACGCAACACUCUGCUCUCUGGGGAUCAUCAUGGUCACCCUUGGCACCGCGUGGAGCCUCUGCCAGUGCUACCCUAAGGUGGUGAUGAUCUCUCAGAGCCUGGAGGAGAGGGGAGCCAAGGACAGCAUGGAUGCUGAUGCAGGGGAGAAAAACAUCAGAGUUACACUGGCUGGUUUCCAUGAUAACAAGGUCAGCCCUGCCCUGUCUGUCCCUCUGGUCCUCCAGCUCCACUCUUCCCACAGCUGUCCCAUACUACACCUGGCUUGA
Salvelinus fontinalis (brook trout) is the source of this 366-nucleotide messenger RNA. RefSeq names its product barttin CLCNK type accessory subunit beta (gene bsnd). Lineage: Eukaryota; Metazoa; Chordata; Actinopteri; Salmoniformes; Salmonidae. The record is from RefSeq and is a predicted model, not a curated record. Gene Ontology annotation, cellular component: basolateral plasma membrane. Gene Ontology annotation, biological process: chloride transport. The coding region runs from base 1 to 366 and encodes 121 amino acids. Gene Ontology annotation, molecular function: chloride channel regulator activity. The transcript has 3 exons.